GAAGUUUAUCUGAAUAUUUUACAGGAGACUUCAGAGAGAAGUCAGUGAUUUGGGAGUCGUUUGUUUUUGCUUUUUUUUUUUUGGAAUCGGUGCAUUCAGUCGAGAUGCUGACUUUGCUGGUUGGACUGUUGUCCCUGCUCAGUGGACACACGGCGCGAACCCAAGAUGCCACAGGUAGCCGCUUCGUUUGUAACGCCAUCCCCCCGGGCGCAGAGCCGGGCUGUGGAUACGUUUCCACGGGGAACCGCGUCCAGAGCAGCAGCCCCGUGGAGGACGAGCUGCGGAACACGAUCAUCCAGCUCCGGGAGACCAUCCUUCAACAGAAGGAGACCAUCGUGAGCCAGCAGGGGACCAUCAGGGAGCUCAACUCCAAGCUGGCUCGCUGCGAGGCGGCGGCCGAUGUGUCUCCCCAGGGCAAGUCCCGGGGUCAGGGCUCCAGGCGGAAGGAGUUCGGCAAGAACACCAUGGGGGACCUGCCCAGGGACCCCGGCGAUACCGUAGACCAGCUCGGCAAGACCAUGCAGAGUCUUAAGGGUCGGCUGGAGAACUUGGAGCAGCAAAGUUUGCGUCUCCCCAGCACAAACGUGUCAGCUGGAGGUGUCACUGCCCUGACUCCCCUGCCACCCGAGUUGCGGGAGCUGCUGCGGCAGCGUCUUGGGGCGCUGGAGACCCAGCUCCUCCGGAAAGUGGCUGAGCUUGAGGAGGAGAAGAGCCAGCUCUACAAUGAAACAGCGGCCCACCGCCAACGCACAGAGAGUGCUCUCAAUUCCCUCCUGGAGAGGAUCACCGAGCUCGAGAAGAGUAACAAUGCCUUCAAGUCACCUGAGGAUUUCAAGGUGUCCCUGCCUCUUCGUACCAACUACCUGUACGGCCGCAUCAAGAAAAGCCUCCCAGAAAUGUACGCUUUCACUGUGUGCAUGUGGCUCAAGUCCAGCGCCAGUCCCGGCAUCGGCACCCCGUUCUCCUAUGGCGUGCCAGGCCAGGCCAAUGAGAUAGUCCUCAUCGAAUGGGGGAACAACCCCAUUGAGCUGCUGGUCAAUGAUAAGGUGGCCCAGCUCCCUCUGUCAGUGAGUGACGGGCGCUGGCAUCACAUCUGCAUCACCUGGACAACUAGAGACGGCUUCUGGGAGGCGUACCAGGAUGGGGAGCGUCUAGGCACCGGUGACAACCUGGCCCCCUGGCACCCAAUUAAACCUGGAGGGGUGAUCAUCCUGGGCCAAGAGCAGGAUGUAGUCGGAGGUCGUUUCGACGCCACUCAGGCCUUUGUGGGCGAGCUGAGCCAGUUCAACAUGUGGGACCGAGUGCUGCGGUCUGUGGACAUCGUGGGUCUGGCCAACUGCUCGGCCUACAUGCCCGGCAACGUGGUUCCUUGGAUUGAUGCUAACGUGGAAGUGUUCGGCGGUGCAACUAAAGCUGCUCUGGAGAUCUGUGAAGAUCGUGCUUUUGAUUCCUAA
Paralichthys olivaceus (Japanese flounder) is the source of this 1454-nucleotide messenger RNA. It is a transcript of the gene nptx2a, whose product is annotated as neuronal pentraxin 2a. The record is from RefSeq and is a predicted model, not a curated record. NCBI's taxonomy places the organism in Eukaryota, Metazoa, Chordata, Actinopteri, Pleuronectiformes, Paralichthyidae.